AUGUCUUGCGACGAGUACGUACGCGCGCCCUCGGCGAGAAAGGGGUGUGCUGUGACGACAGAAUGGACGGGUUGGAAGGAUAUCAAGCAUGCCUUCAUCUUUGGGGAUAGCUACACACAGACAGGAUUCAACUAUACGCAGACCGCUCCUUCACCUUCUAAUCCAUUUGGAAACCCUCAAUAUCCGGGGUGGACGUCGUCGAAUGGGCCUAACUGGGUUGGAUAUCUAACCGUCAAAUAUAAUCAGUCGCUUUUACAAACUUACAAUCUAGCUUACGGAGGUGCGACUGUCGACUCAGAUCUUGUUAAGCCUUAUAUGCCUACCGUCUUAUCUGUUAAGCAACAGGUAGAAGAAGAGUUUAUCCCGGGCUACACGGGAACUUCUGCCAAAGCUCCCUCCGCACCUAAAUGGACGGGUGCCGACUCCAUCUUUGCCUUCUGGAUUGGUAUCAACGAUGUUGGUAACUCGUAUGGGUCUGGACCAGAAUCCUCGGGUCCCUUAUACACUAAGAUUUUCGAUGUUUACUCGGGCCUAGUUAAUCAGCUCUAUGACAGUGGCGCCAGAAAUUUCGUCUUUAUCAACGUUCCGCCUGUGGACCGCAGCCCAUUAACUGUUGGCCAGGGCAAAGAAUCUGUGGAAACGGAGAAAGAAGCGAUAGCAGAUUGGAACAAACGCGUAUCGGAUACAGCCGCUACAUUGAAGAGCAAUCAUACAGACGAAGUCAACGUUUGGGUUUACGACUCAAACAAGAGCUUUGCAGAGGUUUUGGAUAAGCCAAGCACAUACGAAGAAACUGCUGGCCUUAAGAAUACCACAGGUUAUUGCAACGCGUAUCAAAAUGGCACGCCCGAUGACGACACGUUUACCCCUAGCUGUGGAGUUGCCGUAAACGAAUAUUUCUGGCUUAACAAUUUGCAUCCAACGUAUCCUAUCCAUGAUGUAGUGGCCAAGCAGGUUGCGGAGGCUCUAUCGAUAACAACUACGAAAUUGUCUAUUCUUGACGCAUCUGUCACGCGAUUUGCAGCAUGCGGCGCAAUCUGGCUUUACGAUCGAGCAGAAAACGCUGAUUCGCAUGAUCCUAUUUUAUUCGAACGGUUGGAGAAAGCGCUUAGGCAGACCCUGGACGACUACCCACAUUUCGCAGGCCAGCUCCGAUGGGCAUCAGAGGAACUUGUGAAAGGAGAUGUCAAUCCUCGGUAUAUCGGUCGGCCGGUGGUUGUAUACGGCAGCCCGGGAGAUCCUGGAGUGGAAUUGACAAUUGUAGAGGAUAGCCGGGAGCUUAGUGCUAUAGUACCAAGCCAAGAGGAACGACUAGCUGCUAAACAAGUGUGGAAUGCGACGGAUUUCCCUCAGGAUGACCUCCUCGCCAAAACGAAACUUGCAUUCUCGAGCUUGUCGGAGUUUGAGGGCCUGCCUGGCGUUACUAUCCAAUUAACGAGCUUCAAAUGCGGUGGAUUUGCGAUCAGCAUCAAGAUUACACAUUGUCUCUCCGAUGCUAUGUGUCUUAUGCAAUUCGCUCAUGCCUGGGCAGCGCAGUCGCGAUAUCUAUUUGGAAGUAACGGAUCCGGCGAGGAAAAGCAUCUUGUACCGUUAUUCGAACCCUCGCAGCUGGAUCAGCGCGCCCAUCUCAUCCCUACAGGGCCAGAUCCAGAGAAAGUUAGGAUGGCGAGGGCUCUACCCAUGCAUAGAUACGAUUGGUGGGCUAAAGAUGCACCGGGAUAUCCUUCCUGGGCCGAAGCGUCAACACUUGGGACGAGACCAUCACCGGAGGAACUGGCUCGCUCAGAGCUAAGCCCUUCCUCCUUUCCACCUUGGCCAACGUGGGAUAUGGCUUCUCCCGUGGAACAUGUGCAAAUCCGCUUCAAGGCGGAAACCAUUAUCACGUUGAAGAAAGCUGCAGAGAAUAGCCUUCCGAGUCCCUGA
Molecule: messenger RNA, 1923 nt
Organism: Daldinia childiae
Lineage: Eukaryota; Fungi; Ascomycota; Sordariomycetes; Xylariales; Hypoxylaceae
Exons: 5
Coding region: 1-1923 (640 amino acids)
Molecular function (GO): acyltransferase activity, transferring groups other than amino-acyl groups; hydrolase activity, acting on ester bonds
Source: RefSeq, a predicted model, not a curated record